ACACACGCCCUUACAGUAAGUGAAAGUGAAUCUUAAGGCACAGCAGAGGCCCACAGGAGGAAAGAGACACGGAGCUCGUCGACUGGUCGAAACAUUUGACUCUUUACCUGAUUUCACUUCUAAAAACAUAAACAUGUCAAACAGCAAGAGAAUUGCCAUCCUGGGAAAAACUGGAGUUGGGAAAAGCAGCCUGGCUAACACCAUAUUUGGAGGACAAGGGUUCACGAUCGGACACACUGUGAACUCUGAAACCCAAAAAUGUCAAGCAGUAACUAAAUCUGUCAAUGGAGGAAACAUCACUUUGAUUGACAGUCCUGGUUUCUUCGACACAGAUCGAUCUGAGGAGGAGCUGAAGUCUGAAAUAGUGAGGUGCAUCACAGAGUUCGCUCCUGGGCCUCAUGCCUUUCUCAUUGUGCUCAAAGUGGAGAGAUUCACCGAACAGGAGCAGGCUGUCGUCGCUAAAAUAGAUCAAUACUUUUCUGAAGAAGUUUUACAGUUUGUGACAGUUCUCUUUACUCAUGGUGACCAGCUCCCUGAAGGACAGACCAUUGAGGACUUUGUCCGUCAUAAUAAGCAUGUGAGGGAUCUGGUGAGAAAGUGUGGAGGCCGCUGCCACGUCAUUGAUAAUAAAUACUGGAAGAACAACCAGCAGGAUGAAUACAGGAACAACCAGUUCCAGGUGAAGGAGCUCCUCAAGACAAUAGAUAAGAUGGUUGAGGAAAACGAAGGAAGAUGCUACACCAAUGAGAUGCUACAAGCAGUGGAGGAAAGAAUAAGGCAGGAGAUGCAACUCAUUAAACAGACAGCAGUAAACAUGUCAGAGGGAGAGAUCAGAGAGGAGGCGAAACAGAACGUAUUUAAGAACGUUUGUAUCGGAGUGGCAACUGUUGCAGCAGUUGUAUUAUUCGGAAGUGUUUUUGGUGUAGCAAGUGGCGCCGUUGUAGCGGCAUGUUUUGCUUUCAACAUGUUUGGAAAAUGAGGCGCAGCAGCAGCAGGUGUAAGAGCAAUUACUGGUGGAAAGUCAUAAUUGCUCUAACAGUAACAUCUGUAGUGUGAGCGGUGGCAGGAGGUCUGCAGGAUAUUGUGCAGCUGAGGGAGCAGACGCACUAUUGGAAGCAGCAGAGAGGUCAGCGAAGGUCAUCAUUGAUGGAAGCAAAUCUACUGCGGACGUAAAACAUUGUUUGAGUUAAACGACAGAGUUUAAACCUGUAAUGAGCAAAAACUCUUGGAGAGUUAGUUAAAAAGUACCUCCCAAUAAAUUGCAUGAUAAUCUUGUUCUAAACAAUAUUUAACCACAGAGUAUUAUGGUUAAUCACAUGUAAUAUGUAAUAUGGCUUAUAGUGUAAUUUACUUAUUCAUAAGAUUCAUCGUCAUUUAAGUUUCAUUCUCUUUGAUGAUUUACAAUGUCUUUCUUUUUAUUGAGCUAAGAUUGUUUUGGUCUGAUAUAUCAAUAUAUUCUUCACAUAUAAUCUCAUAUUAUUUAGUGUGAAUUGAAUGUAUUUUUCUGUCAUGUAUCAAUAUGUAAUCACAUGUUCUUUGUUGACUGAAUGGUAAGAAGAAGUAAAUAAGUGAACUCUUGGUUCACCUGA
Messenger RNA from Cyclopterus lumpus (lumpfish), 1589 nucleotides. RefSeq names its product GTPase IMAP family member 7-like. NCBI's taxonomy places the organism in Eukaryota, Metazoa, Chordata, Actinopteri, Perciformes, Cyclopteridae. The record is from RefSeq and is a predicted model, not a curated record. Bases 134 to 979 code for a protein of 281 amino acids. Gene Ontology annotation, molecular function: GTP binding. The transcript has 2 exons.